This is a messenger RNA of Paramecium sonneborni, 1201 nucleotides long. NCBI's taxonomy places the organism in Eukaryota, Ciliophora, Oligohymenophorea, Peniculida, Parameciidae. The record is from the annotation of a GenBank genome assembly.
AUGUAGGUUGAUCUAAGAUAUUAAUUUUUUGAAGAUAUAUAAAUUUAGAAUACUUCUCUAAUUGGAGCUAAUUUAAUGAGAUGCAAUUUUAAUGGUUCCAUAUUUGAUAAUGUAGAUAUGAGUGGGACAAAUUUGAAUGAAUCAUAAUUGUUUAAUUGUAAUUGGAAAAAUAUGAAAAUACAUGAAUUGAAUGAAUUAGGGGGCCAUACUAAAGCUGUUCGUUCAAUCUGUUUCUCUCCUGAUGGUACUACUUUGGGAUCUGGUAGUGAUGAUAACUCAAUCAGAUUAUGGGAUGUGAAGACUGGAUAAUAAAAAGCCAAAUUGGAUGGUCAUACUAGUAUUGUCUACUCAGUCUGCUUCUCUCCUGAUGGCACUAAUUUAGCAUCUGGUGGUAAGAAUAACUAUAUCUAUUUAUGGGAUGUUAAGACCAGAAAAAUAAAAGCUAAAUUGGAUGGUCAUACUAAUUAAAUAGAAUCAGUAUACUUCUCUCCUGAUGGUUCUACAUUAGCAUCGGGUAGUAAGGAUAAGUCUAUUCGAUUAUGGGACAUUAGAACAAGACAAUAAAAAAACAAAUUGAUUAGUUUUGGUGAUGGAUUCAACUCGAUAUGCUUCUCUCCUGAUGGUACUACAUUAGCAUCUGCUGGUAGUAGAGACGACUCUAUUCGUUUAUGGGAUAUUAAGAAGGGAAAAUAAAAAACCAGAUUCGAGGGUCAUAGCUAUGGAGUCAACUCCAUAAGUUUCUCUCCUGAUGGUACUUUAUUAGUAUCUGCCAGUAUUUAUGGUAAUUCUAUGCGUUUAUGGAAUGUAAAGACAGGUAAAAUAAAAGCCAAAUUGUAUGGUCACACUGAUUAUGUGCAAUCAGUAUGUUUUUCUCCAGAUGGCACUAUAUUAGGAUCUGGAAGUAAGGAUCAAUCUAUCUGUUUAUGGAAUGUUAAGACAGGAUAAUUAAAAGUAAGAUUGGAGGGCCAUAGUGAUACGGUCUUUUCAGUAUGCUUUUCUCCUGAUGGUACAAAAUUAGCCUCUGGUAGUGAAGAUAAGUCUAUCCGUUUAUGGGAUGCAAGGACAAUAAAAUUAAAAGCUUAACAGGAUGGGCAUAAUAAUUCAGUCCAAUCAGUAUGCUUCUUUCCUAAUGGUACUAUAUUAGCAUCUGGUAGUCAGGAUAAGUCUAUCCUUUUAUGGGAUGUUAAGACAGGACAAUUGA